AUGAAUAUUUUUCAAGAAUUCAAAAUUGUGCUGACUCUCCUGGGGCUAUGGCCGUUUCAGCCACCCCUUCAACGAAACUGCACACGAUUUGUAGUGAUACUGGCUAUUUUAAGUAUAUUGACUCCAAAGAUGAUCAAAUUUAUAAAAAUAAUCCACGAUAUCGACAGCGCAAUUGAAUGUUUGCCGAUGAUAAUUGUUUAUCUUGUAAGUCUUACUAAAUAUUUAAAUUGGAUUUUUAACGCAAAGAAGGUAAUGGUGUUUUUCAAUAAAAUUUUGGAAGUCAAUCAGGAUAUUGAAAUCAUGGAAAAUUGGCUAGAACGAAUACGAAGUGUUGGUUCCACUUACACAACUGCCAUAUUUUCGAUCCUCUUGAUAUUUCUCGUUUCACCGGCAAUCCCGAGAAUAAUGGACAUAAUAAAUCCUUUGAACGAAUCUCGGCCUCUGAUAAAUCUGUACGAAACGGAAUAUUUCGUUGACCAACAAAAAUACUACCUUUAUAUAUUGAUGCAUGCAUAUAUGACCGUACCCGUUUCCGUAGCUGUUCUUGUGUACUUUGAUAUUUUGCUUGGGACUCAUGUUUAUCACGCCUGUGCUAUGUUCGAAAUACUCAGAUUCACUGAUGAAUUAGAAUCAUCUUACAGCACUGCUUGGCUCAUAAUGUUAACAUUAUGUACUUUUGUAAUUACUCUAACUGGAACAGUGGCAGUUAUGAAACUAGACGAACCAAUGGAAGCAAUUAAAUAUAUUUCAUUCUCAUCAGGCAAUGUUUGUCAUCUUUAUUACACUACUUUUCAGGGACAACAGCUUAUAGAAUAA
Messenger RNA from Microplitis demolitor, 816 nucleotides. RefSeq lists its product as uncharacterized. The transcript is spliced from 5 exons. Lineage: Eukaryota; Metazoa; Arthropoda; Insecta; Hymenoptera; Braconidae. The record is from RefSeq and is a predicted model, not a curated record. Bases 1 to 816 code for a protein of 271 amino acids.